GGCGGCGAGGAGAACGUAGGGGUAGCUCCGACCGGGCGGCGGAGCGGGGAGGCGGGAGAGGGAGGAGCCGGGGCCGGUGGGAGGGAGCGCGGAGAGCGGUGUCACCGAACGUGUGAGGCGGGGGCCGGCGGACGGCGGGCGCGGGGGGGGGGGACGGCGGAGGAUGGCGGAGCCGCGCCGGGUGCCGUUCAUUAGCCUGUCACCCGUGCGGCGCCGCGAGGGCGAGAGCCCGGCGCUGGAGCGAGAGCCGGCGGGCCGCGACCCGGAGCCACCUCCGGCGGGCCGUGAGGCGCCACCGCCGGAGCCGCCGCCGCACGAGCCGCCAAGCGACAGCGCUGCCCGCCCGGAGCCGCCCCGAGACCCCGGCCGGCCCGAGCAGCCGCCGCAGCGGGAGCCCCCCCGGCCCGAGCCGCCGCCGCUGCCGCCACCACCGCGCCAGAGCGGGCGGCAGGAGCCGCCGCCGCCGCGGGAGGCGCUCCCGCUCCGCCAGACGGUCCGCCUGGAGGUGGUGCUGAAGGACCCCACCGAGGAGGGCUGCGUGGAGUUCAGCUACCCGGAGCUGCUGCUGUGCGGGGACUCGCGGAAGAAAUCAGUUCAUUUAGAGGAUCCAUUUAAUGAUGAACAACGUGAGCGACAUGAAGUAGAAAUGCUUGCCAAGAAGUUUGAGGCAAAAUACGGUGGAAAGCCCCACAAACAUCGGAAAGAUCGCCUGCAGGAUCUAAUUGAUAUAGGUUAUGGCUACGACGAGACGGACCCUUUCAUUGAUAAUUCUGAAGCGUAUGAUGAAUUGGUUCCUGCAUCCCUGACAACCAAAUAUGGAGGGUUUUAUAUCAACACCGGUACACUGCAGUUUCGCCAGGCAUCUGAAUCAGAAGAUGAAGACUUUGCAGAAGACAAAAAACAUAGGCCGCCUAAAAUAGCAAAGUUAAAAGAAAGUGAAGAUCGUGGAAUGAAGAAACGCAAGCGAAAAGAUGAAGGGACAGAAAAGGAGAAAAAGCCUCGGAAAAUGAAAGUUCCUAAGCAGUUGGGAGUAAUGGCCUUAAAUUCACACAAGUCUGAGAAGAAGAAAAAGAAACUGUAUAAAGACUCACUCUCUCUGGCUGCCAUGAUCCGUAAAUUUCAAAAGGAGAAGGAAGCCAUGAGGAAGAAAGAACCUAGUCCAAAACCUCCAGUGACUGUUGCAACCUCUACCCCUAGUAAAAUUCCUUCCUCCUCUCUCAGUGCAGGAAAUGAUAUCUCUGACUUGAAUCUUAGGAUCAAUGAUCCUGUCCUCUCCAUUUUUGGUAGCACAAAUGAACCUGAGCUCCUGCAAGAAACUGAAAGUGCCCUGGAGAUGCUGGGAGACAUUGACUUUGAUAAGUUGCUUGAUGGCACUUCUGAUGGCAGCCCGGUCUCUGAGCUGUCAGGAGAAAAUGGAAAUGUCACUCAGGCUACCUACACCUCUCAGGUCAUGACACCCAAGCAGGUGCCUGCCCUCCCAGAAGGUCUGCCUAUGCUACUUGAAAAGCGCAUUGGAGACCUUCGAACAGCUGCCAAGAUGUUUGAUGAAGAAGGCAGGAAGAAGUUUUUCACACAAGACAUGAAUAAUAUUCUUCUGGACAUUGAGCUACAGUUACAGGAGGUGAAUCCUGCCAUCCGCAAUGGAGUGUACUCACACCUGGAGGCUUUCGUGCCGUGCAAUAAGGACACGCUGAUAAAACGCCUGAAGAAGUUACACCUCAAUGUCCAGGACGACCGCUUGAGAGAACCAUUGCAGAAGCUGAAACUGGCUGUCAGUAAUGUCAUGCCUGAACAGUUAUGCAAGUAUCAAGAGGACUGUCAGGCCCGCAAUCAAGCCAAGAAUGCCAAGUUGCAAGCAGAAGAUGAACGAGAGAAAAAUGGAUCAGAGGAAGAUGAUGACGAGAAACCAGGAAAGAGGGUUGUUGGACCCAGAAAGAAGUUUCACUGGGAUGACACAGUGAGGUCUCUGUUAUGUAAUCUUGUUAAGAUCAAGCUGGGAUGUUAUGAGCUAGAGCCAAAUAGAAGUCAGUCUGCUGAAGAUUACCUCAAAACCUUCAUGGAAACAGAAGUGAAACCACUUUGGCCUAAAGGCUGGAUGCAGGCAAGGAUGCUUUUUAAAGAAAGCCGAAGUGUUCACAAUCACCUCACUUCUGCUCCGGCAAAGAAGAAGGUGAUUCUGGCCCCUAAACCCAAAGUGAAGGACUCCAGUCCAAAAAAAGAACAGAAAACUUGUAUGUCUUCAGUCAAUUCAAGUUGUGCUACUGUACUGAGUUCCAGUGCAGCUGUGUGCACCCCAGCCAGCUCUAGUUGCACAGCAGCUCCAGAGACGAUCUGCUUGGAUGACUCACUGGAUGAGGACCUCUCUUUCCACCCACCCUCACUGGAUUCUGUUUCUGAUGCUCUGGCAGUUAUCAAUAAUGGUGCCAAGGGAUCACCUCUUGGGUCCACCAUAGACACACCAACAUCCAGACCUCGCCCUGGGCUGAGGGAAGAGAAACUAGCAAGCAUUAUGAGUAAGUUGCCUCUGGCAACUUCAAAGAAAGUAGAGACCACUCAAACAUCCCAUUCAUCAAGUCUUAUUGCUGGUCACACAGGGCCAGUACCAAAGAAACCCCAGGACUUAGUUCACACUGGUAUCUCUUCAGGCCUUAUUGCUGGAUCUUCAAUUCAAAAUCCCAAGGUUUCCUUAGAGCCUUUGCCAGCCAAACUACUUCAACAAGGACUACAGAGGUCAAGUCAGAUCCAAGCUGCUUCCUCCUCUUCUCAGACUCAUGUUUCUUCCUCUAAGACUCAAGCAGCUAUUUCCACCUCCUCUCAAAGAACCAAGGAUGCUAAUAUCUUGGUAUCGUCUGCUGAGGCUCAAGGUGGUACUUCCUCAACAUCACAAGUGACAAAGGUGCACCAGCAUUCAGCUGUACAACAGAAAUAUGUAUCUCCCUUACAAGCAACUAUUAGUAAAUCACAGACCAAUCCUGUGGUGAAAUUGAGUAGUAAUCCUAAACUCUCUUGCUCAUCACCAGUCAUCAAGGCUCAAGAUAAGUCUGUAGUGUAUCGCCUGCCUUUGUCUAAUCCCUCAUCCGGAAGUGGCUCUCAAGUGUCUCACCCACUGGUUUCUCGGACAACAUCCAGCACCUCUACCUCUAGUAACUAUUUAGCCAAGGCUAUGGUGUCACAAGUUUCUUCCCAGGGUUUCAAGCCUCCCUUCUCCAUGGCUGCCUCUCCCAAACCUGCUGCCUCUCCCAAGCCCACUUCAUCUAAGCCCUCUGUGACACCCAAGCCAAAUGCAUCACCUAAAUUUUCAUCUAAGUCCACCUCAUCCCCCAGGCCUGCAACAACACCCAGUUCUUCCAGUUCAAGUGCACUAGUUUCCCAGAGUAGUCACUCCAGCAACAACCCCCUUCAUAAACAGACCAGUGGUGUAAAUAUCAGCAGGCAGUCUCCCACAGUGAAUUUGCUGUCUUCUAAUCGCACCUCAGGCCUUCAGCCUGCAAAAAACCCUCAGGCUUCUUCAAAAUUGCCCAACUCUUCUCCUUCUGGAACUGUUGGUAAAAAUAAUCUGGGUGGAGUUGGAAUGAAUGUACCUGCCAGCAGAGGCAGUAACCUUAACUCAAGUGGAGCUAGUAGGACUAGUCUGUCUGGGGGAGCAGGAAGUGGAACACAGGGUGCUACUAAACAGUUGUCAACUCCACACAGACCAUCUUCUGCCUCAGGGUCUCCAGUUGUAGCAGCCAGUGUGCAGUCAACAGCAGGAGCAUCGUUACUGGCUAAUGCCUCACCUCUGACUCUCAUGGCAUCACCCCUGUCUGUAACCAGUCAGAACGUGACGUCUGCACCAUUAACUCCUUUUGGGAUGCUGGGUGGCCUUGUUCCUGUGACUGUGCCCUUCCAGUUUCCCUUGGAGCUGCUUGGCUUUGGGACAGACACAGCUGGAGCGACAACCACCUCGGGAUCUACCUCAGCGGCUUUCCACCACAACCUAACUCAGAACUUACUGAAGGGUUUACAGCCAGGUGCUCAGCAUGCAGCAACGCUGUCUCACUCACCUCUGCCUGCUCACUUGCAGCAAGCUUACACAGAUGGAGGCCAAAGUAAAGGGGACACUAAGUUACAGCGGAAAAACCAGUGACUUCUGGACAAGCAAGGGAGCUGAAGCAGUUCUGGUUGGCUGACAGAAUCUGCCCAGUUGGGAAAGUGCUUAUUGUCACAGGGCUGCUGUUUCUGUCAAUGUUUACAUAUUCUGAUCCUAAGCACUGUGGUGAGAGGAAGAAGAAAAAUAAAACAAUACUUGAUCAAAGAGAGAAGGAAAAGGAGGACUGGUCCUCCUGGUCAUGCAGACUGGUCACAGUUUGAUAUUGCCUAAAGAAACAACCUUUUUUAUCUGCUCUGAUUGGCUCUUAAAAGAAAUUGAUCGUCAAACCCACAGCAGCACCAACAUUUUGUUUCUGGGUGAAGUCCAAUGAAAAGUGGAAAUGGUGAAAGGAGCUAGAAUAGGUUUCUCCAUUCAUUGCGUAAGGUGGAUUCAUCCUUAGUGCCCAAAGUGCCCAGUGUAAAAUUAUGUGUAGGUCCUGAGUGUACUAUACGGUUGUGGACCAAAGGUUAUGUAGAAUAGAGAUGGUGCUGGGAUACUUUGCAUUAUAAUUAAACCUUUAGACAAAAGCAGUUUCCGAUAAUGGGCAUUCAUCCAGCUUUAGAAGGCUGUUUGGCUUUAGGGAGCCUACAGAUGUAUGCAGUCUCAAUAGAGAAUUGUCUUCAAAAACAGAUCUCCUGGUACAUCAAUAUGUGAGACACAGACUAUUUGUUUUGAUUAAUUUUCAGGAUUUUUUUAAGUACAAAAGUUCUUAUUUAAGGGAGGAAGGGGAUGAAAAUUCAUUCACAUGAAAAGAAACCCAUAUUUUAUUGGUCAGACUAGCAUUUCUUUCCCACAUUUUUAAAUCACACUAAUGUUUCAGUAUUUCCUUUUGUUAAACUUUUUAUCUUGUGCUUAUUUGCUACUGAAAAGAUACUCUAUUCAUGUCUUUCAUAAACCACAACCAGUUCUUUUCUCAUUCUCAGGCUUCAUCUUUUAUCUUACUCCUCCCAGAAGCCAUGCAUUAUAUUGAUUUGCUAGUUAAAGAAAGCUGAUUGUGACCUAUUCCAGAGUCAAAUUAAUACUGCUUCAGGCAUUAGCCAAAGAAGAGUCGUUCAAAAGCGACCAGAGGUGCCUUCUCUUCUGGGGGCUGAAUGGGUUGUCUCCAGCAUUUCCAGCCCCUGCUGGCCUGGGGAGUUUGACCUGAACUCUUUUUACAUGGUAGCGCAAGACUGCAGAGCUGGCUUUGUUGUUUUGGUUUUUUUUUUCUUUGAUAGCAAUACAUCAACCAGUUCACAUGUAAGAUUAGGAAGCAUCCGGCACAUGUUGCACUUUUGACACUAGGACAGAACUUUGGUGUUGAGUUGCUUGUGCUGUCGGAUAAAAGGUGAGAAUGGCAGAAAUAUAAAAUUAUUUAUGACUAAGUAAGUCAUAAAGAAAAGGAGCAAAUAAACCAGUAUGAUGCCCUUCUCCUUCAACCCUGAAACAUUCCUUUGACCAGAGAUGCUGAAAUUCUUAGUAAAUAGUUUUUCUGGUAGUUUGACUUGAGAUUGAACCAGACACUACUGGUUAUCUCACACCUUUUAGAGAGACUUUGACCCCUGAAUAAUGAAUCUUCAAUGUUUUUUGCUAGAUAACUUAGAGCUUGCAGGUUUCUUUUACAUGUGAUUUAUUUUUCUUAGAUCAGGCAACAAUUUCUUUUCUAUUUAGAGCUCAUUUUAAUUUUAUAUAAAUAUAUAUGCAUAAAUUUAAAAUAAUAUAUAUUGUGUAUUUAGUAUAAAAAUGUUGGGUUGAGCUCAGCAAUAAAUGUUUUUGCACAACACUUCUGUGAAAGACAGAUUGGUUUAAGAUCCAUUAGUUCAUAAGUUUCACUCCACAGCAUCUGCCAAUUAAAUGCUUUUUAGCUGGCGCUAAUGUUUUGUAUAUGGUGUGUUGAUCAGAUAAGCUUGCAUCUCCAUCCUGGUUUAGAGUUGAAACACAUACAGCUAUGGAGACCCUGGCAUUAAUACUGCACGAAUUCUGUCAAAAUACCAUAAGCUAUUUAGAGUGCAAGCUUCAUCUGAUAUUUUUUUCUUUUUUUCAGGAAGGGUUGAAGGAAGCCAACUUUUGUUUUUUGAGGCCUAACAGUUCUGGCAGGAUGUUAAUUGUCUGAACUGUGUCAAACCU
This is a messenger RNA of Poecile atricapillus (Black-capped chickadee), 6232 nucleotides long. Its product is annotated as ubinuclein-2-like. The record is from RefSeq and is a predicted model, not a curated record. NCBI's taxonomy places the organism in Eukaryota, Metazoa, Chordata, Aves, Passeriformes, Paridae. The transcript has 17 exons. Gene Ontology annotation, cellular component: nucleus. Bases 164 to 4126 code for a protein of 1320 amino acids.